AUGGAUGGGGAAGAAGUUAAGGAGGGAGAGAUGAUUAUCAUGGAUGGAGAAGAAGUCAAGGAAGGAGAAGAAGUCACGGACGAAGAAGAUGUUAUGGAAGGAGAAGAUGGUUUGGAUGGAGAAGAAGUUAGGGAAGGAGAAGAAGUUAGGGAAAGAGAGGAAGUAAAAGAAGGGGAAGAAGUUAAGGAUGGAGAAGAAGUUUGGGAUGGAGAAGAAGUUUGGAAUGGAGAAGAAAUCAAGGAGGAAGAAGAAGCUAAGGAAGGAGAAGAAGUUAUGGAUGGAGUGGAAGGAGAAGAAGUUAAGGAUGGGGAAAUAGUUUGGGAUGGGGAAGAAGUGAAGGAAGGAGAAGAAGUUAGGGAGGAAAAUGAAGAAGAAGUUUUGGAUGGAGAAGAAGUCACGGAUAAAGAACAAAUUAUGGAUGGGGAAGAAGUUAAGUUGGGAGAGAUGAUUAUCAUGGAUGGAGAAGAAGUCAAGGAAGGAGAAGAAGUCACGGACGGAGAAGAUUUUAUGGAAGGAGAAGAUGGUUUGGAGGGAGAAGAAGUUAGGGAAGGAGAAGAAGUUAGGGAAAGAGAGGAAGUUAAAGAAGGAGAAGAAGUUAAGGAUGGAGAAGAAGUUUUGGAUGGAGAAGAAGUUUGGAAUGGAGAAGAAAUCAAGGAGGAAGAAGAAGCUAAGGAAGGAGAAGAAGUUAUGGAUGGAGUGGAAGGAGAAGAUGUUAAGGAUGGGGAAAUAGUUUGGGAUGGGGAAGAAGUGAAGGAAGGAGAAGAAGUUAGGGAGGAAGAAGAAGAAGAAGUUUUGGAUGGAGAAGAAGUCAAGGAUAAAGAACCAAUUAUGGAUGGGGAAGAAGUUAAAGAGGGAGAGAUGAUUAUCAUGGAUGGAGAAGAAGUCAAGGAAGGAGAAGAAGUCACGGAUGAAGAAGAUGUUACGAAAGGAGAAGAUGGUUUGGAUGGAGAAGAAGUUAGGGAAGGAGAUGAAGUUAGGGAAAGAGAGGAAGUUAAAGAAGGAGAAGAAGUUAAGGAUGGAGAAGAAGGUUGGGAUGGAGAAGAAGUUUGGAGUGGAGAAGAAAUCAAGGAGGAAGAAGAAGCUAAGGAAGGAGAUGAAGUUAUGGAUGGAGUGGAAGGGGAAGAAGUUAAGGAUGGGGAAAUAGUUUGGGAUGGCGAAGAAGUGAAGGAAGGAGAAGAAGUUAGGGAGGAAGAAGAAGAAGAAGUUUUGGAUGGAGAAGAAGUCAAGGAUAAAGAAGAAAUUAUGGAUGGGGAAGAAGUUAAGGAGGGAGAGAUGAUUAUCAUGGAUGGAGAAGAAGUCAAGGAAGGAGAAGAAGUCACGGACGAAGAAGAUGUUAUGGAAGGAGAAGAUGGUUUGGAUGGAGAAGAAGUUAUGGAAGGAGAAGAAGUUAGGGAAAGAGAGGAAGUUAAAGAAGGAGAAGAUGUUAAGGAUAGAGAAGAAGUUUGGGAUGGAGAAGAAGUUUGGAACGGAGAAGAAAUCAAGGAGGAAGAAGAAGCUAAGGAAGGAGAAGAAGUUAUGGAUGGAGUGUAA
Molecule: messenger RNA, 1530 nt
Organism: Sphenostylis stenocarpa
Lineage: Eukaryota; Viridiplantae; Streptophyta; Magnoliopsida; Fabales; Fabaceae
Source: the annotation of a GenBank genome assembly